Messenger RNA from Penicillium paradoxum, 837 nucleotides. Its product is annotated as class I SAM-dependent methyltransferase. NCBI's taxonomy places the organism in Eukaryota, Fungi, Ascomycota, Eurotiomycetes, Eurotiales, Aspergillaceae. The transcript has 3 exons. Bases 1 to 837 code for a protein of 278 amino acids. The record is from RefSeq and is a predicted model, not a curated record.
AUGGCAUCCAACGUCGAGGGUCCGAAGGAUCACUGGUCAGCUGAAGCAUAUGCUACAUCUGCGUCCUUCGUGCACUCAGCCAAAAUCACCGGAAAGCUCCUCAGCUCCCUAGACCCCAAGCCAACAGACAAGGUCCUUGAUGUGGGCUGCGGCGAUGGAAAGUUCACAGCAAAUUUCCUUCCUGCUAUCGACUCCGUCUUGGGCAUCGAUUCAUCCGCAUCGAUGAUCCAGUCAGCCAACAAAGACUACGCAGGUCCUAAGGCCAGCUUCCGCGUUGUGGAUUGCAGAUACCUGGAGAAGGAAACCUCCAUUGUGAAUGGAUCAUGGGAUAAAGUGAUCUCUAACGCAGCCCUCCACUGGAUCUUGCGCGAUGAGUCAACGCGUAUGUCAACUCUCCGCGCAAUCCAUGGAUGUCUGAAGUCUGGCGGGUCAUAUGUGUUCGAGAUGGGCGGCCAUGGUAAUGUUGCCGAGACUAAGACGGCGCUUGUGUACGCACUGGUGCAACAGGGUAUCCCUAUCGAACAGGCGAGAGAGGCAAGCCCUUGGUUUUUCCCGUCUGAUACUUGGAUGAGAAAUGCCUUGGAAGAGGUUGGGUUCCAGGUUGAGAAUGUUGAGCUUGAAUAUCGCCCAACAAAGCUCACCAGCGAUGCGAAGGGAGGUCUAGAGGGAUGGGUUAGACUAAUGGGAGCCCAGUUCCUAGAUGUCCUCCCAGAAGAGAAGCGCGAUGCUACGGUUCAGCAGAUUUGUGGUGUGCUUCAGGAUGUGGUGACUCGUGGUGAGGAUGGUAGCCAGUGGCUAGGGUAUGUGCGACUAAGGGGUAUCGCAAAGAAGAUCUAA